AUGCAGCUGAAUGAGACUGGAGUUCAAACACUGGCUCCGGAGCCAUGUGAGCAGCAGAUACUUCAGGAGGACAACUCCGCAAACUGCAGCGGCGGCUCCACCGGCAACCUGUCGCUGCACUGCUGGCUGCAGCUCCUCACCAGGGAAUCCAUCAUGGAAUUUCAAGGAGACGGCUCCAGUCUGGUGGUGCGCGUGAUGAUCGCUUGUGUCUACUCCAUAGUCUGUGCACUCGGGCUGGUGGGCAACUCGCUGGCUCUGUAUCUGCUGCACUCGCGCUACAGGCAGAAGCAAUCCUCCAUCAACUGCUUUGUGAUGGGGCUGGCCGUCACAGACCUCCAGUUUGUUCUGACUCUACCUUUCUGGGCGGUGGACACGGCCCUGGACUUCCGCUGGCCAUUUGGAGCCGUGAUGUGCAAAAUCAUCAGCUCCGUCACCACCAUGAACAUGUACGCCAGCGUGUACUUCCUCACAGCCAUGAGCGUGGCACGUUAUUACUCCAUCUCCUCCGCGCUGAAGAUGCACAGCCGGCGGGCGGCGGCCACUAGAGCAAAGUGGACGAGCCUUGGCAUCUGGGCCGUCUCUCUGCUGGCCACUCUGCCUCAUGCCAUCUACUCCACCAGCUUCCAGGUGUCGGAUGAGGAGCUCUGCCUGGUUCGCUUCCCGGAAACAGGCAGCUGGGAUCCACAGCUUCUUUUGGGUCUCUACCAGCUGCAAAAAGUCCUGCUGGGCUUCCUCAUCCCUUUGAUCAUAAUCACUGUCUGCUACCUGCUGCUGGUGCGCUUCAUCCUCAGCCGACGCAUCGCAGGUGCUGGGGGCCCGGAGGUGGAGCAGGGCCGGCAACAGCGUCGCUCCAAAGUAACCAAAUCCAUCGUCAUUGUGGUUCUGUCCUUCUUUCUGUGCUGGCUUCCCAAUCAGGCGCUGACGAUGUGGGGAGUGCUCAUAAAGUUUGACCUUGUGCCCUUCAGCAAGGCCUUCUACAACGUGCAGGCCUACGCCUUCCCGCUGACGGUGUGCUUGGCACACACCAACAGCUGCCUCAACCCCGUGCUCUACUGCUUGAUUCGCAAAGAGUUCCGGGCAGGGCUCAAGGAGCUUCUCCUCCGCGCCACGCCAUCCUUCAGGAGCCUGACUCAUCUGCUGCAUCGCAAGGCCAAAGUGGCCGAGGCGCCGCCGGUUCUCGUGCUGGUCCAAAUGGAUGUCUAA
This is a messenger RNA of Anoplopoma fimbria (sablefish), 1203 nucleotides long. RefSeq names its product relaxin family peptide receptor 3.2b (gene rxfp3.2b). The transcript has a single exon. The record is from RefSeq and is a predicted model, not a curated record. NCBI's taxonomy places the organism in Eukaryota, Metazoa, Chordata, Actinopteri, Perciformes, Anoplopomatidae. Gene Ontology annotation, biological process: G protein-coupled receptor signaling pathway; immune response. Gene Ontology annotation, molecular function: G protein-coupled receptor activity. The coding region runs from base 1 to 1203 and encodes 400 amino acids. Gene Ontology annotation, cellular component: membrane.